GAGUACCACACCUCUUUGUUUCAUUUCACUGUAAUCUGAAGGAUUUCUCCAUAUUAUAAGGAUUUUUUGUCGGGAAUUUUGUGUUUCAAUGUUGACAACGCGGCAUUAAGAAAAUUGACCUACGUUUAGCGUUGGGGCUACGGAAGAGAGUUGGGUAUUGUAAUUUGUUUAAUUUUUGUUGAGAAACUGUGUUGAAGACAAUAUGGAUGAAGAAUACGACGCGAUAGUGCUCGGUACAGGUCUGAAGGAAUGCAUUCUCAGUGGUAUGCUCUCUGUUUCUGGUAAGAAAGUAUUGCAUAUUGACAGGAAUAAGUAUUACGGUGGCGAAUCAGCCUCCAUCACCCCCCUUGAAGAGUUAUUUGCACGUUUUGGUGCACCUUCUCCAGACGAAACGUAUGGCCGAGGAAGGGAUUGGAAUGUAGAUUUAAUUCCAAAAUUUCUUAUGGCAAAUGGAUUACUAGUAAAAUUGCUCAUUCAUACAGGAGUUACAAGAUACCUUGAAUUCAAAUCAGUUGAAGGAAGUUAUGUGUACAAACAAGGAAAAAUUUCUAAAGUACCAGUUGAUCAAAAAGAAGCUUUGGCUUCUGAUCUGAUGGGAAUGUUUGAGAAAAGAAGGUUUAGGAACUUUCUAGUCUUUGUUCAAGACGUUAAAAUGGAUGAUCCCAAAACUUGGAAGGAUUUAGAUCCCAAUAACACUACCACCCUUCAACUGUAUGAAAAGUUUGGACUGGACAAAAAUACUCAGGACUUUACUGGGCAUGCUCUGGCUCUGUACAGAGAUGAUGACUACCUAAAUGAUCCUGCAGUGCAAACAAUCACACGAAUCAAAUUGUACAGUGAUUCUUUGGCACGCUAUGGAAAGUCACCAUAUCUCUACCCUAUGUAUGGUUUAGGAGAAUUGCCUCAGGGAUUUGCUCGCCUCAGUGCUAUUUACGGUGGAACCUACAUGCUCGACAAACCUGUUGAUGAAAUUGUAAUGGAAAAUGGUAGGGCAGUUGGUAUCAAGUCAGGUGAUGAGAUCGCAAGAUGCAAGCAAGUGUACUGUGAUCCAUCCUAUGUACCUGGUAAAGUGAGAAAAACUGGUCAGGUAAUACGUUGUAUUUGCCUAAUGGAUCACCCUAUCCCUAACACACGAGAUGCUCUGUCUUCUCAGAUAAUAAUUCCUCAGAAGCAAGUAAACAGAAAAUCGGAUAUCUAUGUAUCUCAAGUGAGUCACACCCAUCAGGUCGCUGCCAAAGGUUGGUUUAUUGCAAUGGUUUCAACAACGGUGGAAACAGAUAACCCUGAAGCGGAGAUUAAACCUGGGUUGGAUUUACUAGGCCCUAUUAAACAAAAGUUUGUAACAGUAUCCGAGUAUCUUGAACCUACAGACGACGGGAAAGAUAGCCAAGUUUUCAUAUCAAAGUCUUACGAUGCCACCACUCAUUUUGAAACCACCUGCCUUGAUGUGUUGGACAUCUAUCGAAGGGGAACUGGUGAAGAAUUUGAUUUCUCUAAAGUCAAGGUGGAACUUGGAGAUGAAGAUCAAUAAGAAAAUGGAAAUGAAGAUUGUUCUGCAUUGAACCACUGCAUAAACAAACUCUCAUUGGAUAGAAUGUUAAACAAUCAUCUCUCGAUAUAUGUUGGCGUAACAUUUCGACAAAAAAUAAUAUGACUACUAUACUGUGUUUUAAUGUAAAUUGUAAUUUAUGGUAAAAUCCUUUAAGGCCUCCUGGGCUUCAUAAAAAUGUAUUACUUACCUGAUCCGCAUAAUGCUGAUAGACCUUUUUUAUAGAAGCACAUGCGAACAAUUCUUAAAUAACAGGCUUUUGCACUAUCUUAUUCUUAAAACAAUGUCUAUUUUUUAAUCUCUCUUCAAAAAUCAGCUCAAUGGACAUAAUGGAAAUUUUCAUGUUUAAUAAUUUUUAAAUUAUAUUACUCAAAAUUUCAUUUCAUUUGUUCUUGCUAUUAUUGAUGUUAGGAUAAAAAAAACUUAUGUGAAUGUACAUGUGUAUAUUUUGGUGUUCUUUCAGUACGGUAUUUUUUAUUAAAAAGUUCAGGUAGACGCGUAAUAAAUAGGAUGACUUACUUCGUUGUACCAGAUAAAUGUUAUGUUCUUUUGAAACAGGGAUCAAAUUUAAUAUUUAAGUUAAUAUUAAUGUUUUUUUUUUUUUUUUUUUUUUUUUUUGUGGCUCUAUUACAUUUUCCACUAGAAUACUUUCAAAUUAAAAAACCUUGUAUAAAAACUGCCUAUUACCAUUUGUGGAGCUAAACCUUAUUCUAUGGACAAAUUAACUCCCAUUAUUGCAUUGAAAAAUUACAGAAAAGAUGUAUAUUUUUAUAAAUAUAUUGCAAGUAGAUAUCCUCUCUUCUAAAGUUCUAACCGUUUCCUUUCUGUAUGAUAGUUAAGCUGUACUGAUCAUGAUCGUGUCUAUUCUAUAUACUCAGAAAAUAUUUUAAUAAUAUUCCUGAUAAGGUUGUCAAAAGCAGGACUAUAACUGACAGAGAAUUUUGUUCAGUUUACAGACUUUGUAUCUUUUACUAUAAUAAUUAACAUUCCACCUGAUGAAACAAGGUAGUUUACAUACCUGCUGGGAAAAGUUAACACAUAGCGUGUCCUAUUAAUGUAAAAAGUUAGAGGAAAUUUUAAUAAAUUAUCAGUGUCUGUACGUGGAUUCAGCUUAUUUCUAGUUUUUUGUAUGUUUAUUUAUUUUGCAACAAACAAGAGAUUGUGUGCAAUGGUGAUUAUCUAGUAGUAGGCUAUCAUGAGUAAUACAAGAAUUAUUACUUAGCUGUGUGUAUGAAAAUAAACAGUCUAUUAGAAGUGUGCUCAAUGCAUUUAUGUUCUCAAAGCUCUAAGAUUUAAAUAGAUAACAGUGUUUAUAAGGUUUAUACUUAUAUAAUCUUUUUUUUAUUAAUCUAUCUUGCCUUUAAUUGUAUUUUUACUCAAUACAGUGUGUUACUAUGUAAAGAGUAAGCAAUACAACUCUGGUUUAGAUGUCUAAGAAUUAAGGAUGAUUUUCUAAAAAAAUCUUCACUGCGUGAGUUUGGAUUUGUAUGAAAUUCUUUUAAAACAAUUAUUUUUGACAUAAUGUUAUUUUACAAUAUUGAAAUGUUAAUAAUAUGAACAUUUCUUUCUCAGUCUUACUUCUGCUAAGAACUUGCUUGGGAAAAUAAAUUAGCCUAUUAUGUAACUCUUGUUAAGCUUUUAUUCUGUAUGUUUAAUGAGUUUGAAUGUGAUAAAAUGGGUGGUGUUUUUGUGUUGUGCACAAAACAAAUUGUGAUAUGAGUUUCAAUGAUUAUUUAGCCUAGAGGCCUACAGCUGUUUGUUUGUGUUUUUAUACAGGAUCAUUUUUAUAUUUGCUUUAAAAUGUCAUCUUAGAGACUAAAAUAGAGUUUCUUGUAGUAUUGCAAGGAGACUUGUUAUGCCAAAAUGUAGCUAAUAACGGAACACUUACUGGCUGGCUGAUACAUGGACUGUUCUUGCAUUGGGCAUUAAUAUUAUUAAAUUAAGGCAAUGGAUAGAUAAGCCUUUAAGUGAACUUUAUAUUAAAUUAAAAGUUAAGCAUUUGUUUCUUAAUUUAUCAGGUUAAAUGCCAGUAAAUGUUAUAUUUGCAAAAAAGGUCACGAUGCUUUAAAUUACAUUUUGCGAGGGUGGUGGAAAAUGUAUUGUUUUGCUUUAAAUAAAUUUAUUUAUUUAGCUGUUAAUUUGCAGAAAUUGUCAAACUAUUGUAAUUAAUAUUAUCCUGUUGAAUUGCUAUAAGCAUGAAAUAUAUUAAAAUUUUUGUAACCUACCAUUAA
Molecule: messenger RNA, 3780 nt
Organism: Homalodisca vitripennis (glassy-winged sharpshooter)
Lineage: Eukaryota; Metazoa; Arthropoda; Insecta; Hemiptera; Cicadellidae
Gene: Gdi
Product: rab GDP dissociation inhibitor alpha
Exons: 2
Coding region: 203-1531 (442 amino acids)
Biological process (GO): protein transport; small GTPase-mediated signal transduction; vesicle-mediated transport
Cellular component (GO): cytoplasm
Molecular function (GO): Rab GDP-dissociation inhibitor activity
Source: RefSeq, a predicted model, not a curated record